This is a messenger RNA of Vollenhovia emeryi, 8060 nucleotides long. It is a transcript of the gene fra, whose product is annotated as neogenin. The record is from RefSeq and is a predicted model, not a curated record. The coding region runs from base 1 to 4473 and encodes 1490 amino acids. Gene Ontology annotation, molecular function: protein binding. The transcript is spliced from 26 exons. NCBI's taxonomy places the organism in Eukaryota, Metazoa, Arthropoda, Insecta, Hymenoptera, Formicidae. Gene Ontology annotation, cellular component: membrane. Gene Ontology annotation, biological process: cell-cell adhesion.
AUGGAGCCGCGUCCUCUCGCCGUCCUGCUGGCUUUGUUGUUGACAGCGCUCGCACGAGUCAACGCGGGAGGCUUGGACUUCACCACCGUGCCGCGGGAUGUGGUGGUGGAACAGGGAGGUCCUGCGAGGCUGGACUGCGAGGCGCAGAGCGUCUUUGGAACGCCGAGUAUACAUUGGCGAACGGACGACGGUCAGCCGAUCACGUUUAUCGGGGACAGUUAUCGAUCACAGCUAGCGAACGGGUCCUUGUACAUAAAUAGCGUGUACGCUGCUAGUGCAGAAUUAACCGGAAGUUAUCAGUGCUUAGCCUCCAUAGACAAUGUCGGAUCGAUUGUCUCUCGGGCAGCCACAAUCAAACUAGCAAGCCUUCCCGGUUUCGAAAGAGAACCUCAGGACACCAUGGUGUAUCCGGGACAAAUUGCAUAUUUGAGUUGUGCGCUACCUGCUUCUUCGAGUUUGUUAAAGAUACAAUGGUUAAAGGACGAACAUCCUUUAGUGCUCGAUAAAAGUCGUAUGACAAUUCUGCCGUCAGGCGCGUUGGAAGUCGACAAUGUUCAGAAUCACGACGUAGGAUCGUACAGAUGUAACGCAAGCGGCUACGGCCAAUACAGACUGAGCAACAAAGCGGAAUUAGGAUUAUUAUCUAGUGACAUCGAUGAGGGAUCUAGCGCUCCAGUAUUUAUUGCACAACCGUUGCAACAAAUAGCCACCGAAGGGUCUGACGUGACCCUGGAGUGCGCUGCCAACGGCUAUCCGAAACCGACGAUUCUUUGGCUCAAAGACGGCGUCGCUCUUGAUUUGACGUCACUAGACUCUAGAUAUCGCAAAGUCGCAGCCUCUAGUCUCAUGAUCACGAAUGCCCGAGAAUCGGAUCACGGUUCGUACCAGUGCCGCGCGGAGAACGAGGUCGAAUCUCUGGAUGCAGUCGCUGAAUUAACCGUACAAGUUCCGCCGCGGUUUGUAAAGAAACCCGAGGAUAAAGUGGCGAGCGAGAGUCAAGACCUAGAAUUCGAAUGCGAGAUUUAUGGAAAACCGGAACCGAAAGUUACCUGGCUGAAGAAUGGCGAGCGUAUCACGUUGAGCGCAUACUGGCAAAUUGUCAAUGGAUACAAUCUGAGAAUCAAUGGACUGUUACCUAUAGACGCAGGAAUUUUCCAAUGCAUGGGGGUGAAUCCUGCCGGUAGCGUUCAAGCCUCGGCGCGUCUCAUAAUUAACCAGCCCAAGAGCGCAAAUUCCCACAGAACGACAACUCCCAAGACAGUUCCUAAGAAAAAAUUACUACUACAACGGCAGUUGUAUAAUAAGACGUGGCAACAUCCGAGUACUCUGCUAGGACACACGUUCUCGUCGCACAUGCCGAGUCCUCCACUUUCAAUAAGUCCCUCUGACGAUCCCGCGGAUCUUCUCCCGAGCUCGUUUAAGUAUCCCAACUCCCUUUACGAUCCGGAAUCCCGUUUUAUAGAUGACACAGAUACUCUGGAAGCGUUCGACGGGGGUGGCGUACCCUCUCCACCGAGGAACUUGAGCCUCGUCAUCGUCACCGCGAGAUUCGUCACGCUACGCUGGCAAGAGUCAGAAAACGCGAACAGCGAUACUCUCAAUUAUUUCAUACAUUACAAACAGGAAGGGGCCAUGAGGGAGAGAGUUGUCAACACGCAGCAGAAACUGGAGGCCAUGAUACGCGGUUUGCAGCCCAGUAUGACGUACCAAUUCCACGUGGUCGCGCAAAAUCCUCGAGGAAGCAGUGCUCCUAGCGAAGUGUUACAAGUUACAACGUUAAUAGAGGCCAACGUUCCCGGGCCCCCGAUGAACCUGGAGGGUCAUGCGACGAGCAGCAUGAGUAUUACUUUAUCGUGGGAGGAGCCGCAAGUUAUUAAUGGACGAAUAUCCAAAUAUAUUAUUACAUUUAUGGAGGGCGAUGGUGAAGAGGUAACGCGUGAAACUACUAGUACAACGUAUGAAUUGGUAGAUCUCGUGCCUUAUACGGAAUACAGUAUUAGAGUUCAAGCGGUCAACGAAAAUGGCCCGGGCGCUUUUAGUAAGGAUAUCGUGAUUCGGACUCACAGCGCACAACCGACCCAACCGCCGCAUAACGUUACCUUAGAAGCAGCUAGUUCAACGAGUAUUAUCAUAAGAUGGGAACCCCCACUCGAGGGACAGAAUGGGAUAAUCACAGGUUAUAGAAUACGGUACCGCAGAUACCCGCACGAUUCCCGAUCCGGGGACCGGCGGUCCCCGAUCUCGGUGACAACUGAAGGAAAUCAACGUUUGUACGUGCUAAGCGGGCUCGAGAAGCACGUUGUGUACCAAGUCCGCAUAUGUGCCUUCAACGUCAAUGGAACUGGGCCUUGGACGGAAUGGACGAAGAUAGAGACAUACGAGAACGACUUGGACGAGACGAAAGUACCUAAUGCGCCCAGUAAUCUGAGAGCGAAUGCCAUGGCGGAUUCUAUACUAGUAUCGUGGCAUCCCCCGAAGGAUCAAAGCAUCAAAGUGAGAAAAUAUAAGUUAGGCUGGGGCAAAGGCUACCCCGAUGUCGAGAUACAGGUUCUUGAUGGGAAGCAACGAUCUUAUGCUAUUAAGCCUAUAGAACCAACAACGGAGUACGUGAUAUCUUUAAGAGCAACGAAUAAUGUUGGCGAUGGUCAGCCAGCAUACGCGAAUGUAAGAACUCCCGAACGUUUUGUAUCUGAAUCCGCAGUGCCUUUAAUACCACCCGUUGGCCUUAAAGCUAUCGUGCUCUCGGCUUCUACCGUUGUACUGUAUUGGACAGACACGACCUUAUCGAAAAGUCAAUACAUCACCGAUAGUCGAUACUACGUGGUGCGUUAUACGUUCUAUCAUCAUAGCAGCAGCCCGAGAUACAAAUAUUACAAUGCUACCGAUCUCAACUGUAUGAUUCACGACUUGAAGCCCAAUACACAGUACGAAUUUACAGUUAAACUGGUCAAGGGUAAACGAAGCUCGCCGUGGAGUAUGGUCGUUCUAAAUCAAACCCAGGAGGCUGCGCCUAGCACGGCACCUCGAGAUCUCAUCAUUCAAACUGUCGAGGAUCGUCCGACUUCCGUUCUACUGCGAUGGCAGCCUCCCAAGCAAUCUAAUGGACAAGUCACAGGAUAUCUCAUAGUUUAUUCCACUGACAACACGAGAUGGGAUCGCGAUUGGCUGGUCGAAGGUGUCAUUGGCGACAAGGUGGAUGCUGUCGUAAAGGGCCUGCAGCCUAACAUGAUAUAUUAUUUCAAGAUCCAAGCUCGUAACUCCAAGGGGAUGGGGCCGUUCUCCGCGACAGUCUCGUUUAAAACGCCACAAAGCAAUGGCAUGGAUGAUGAAUUGCAUGGUCGAGAUGGACGAAGCUUUUCUAAUCUAUUGAUUUACAUCAUAGUGGGUCUCUCAAUCGUCUUUAUCACUGCCAUAUCGGUAGUGGUCGUAGUGUGCUGUAGACGUAAUCCAAGCUCGCCAGAUCGGAAGAAAGGAUACAUGAAAGAUACGAAUCAGAAGACAAAUAUCAAGCCGCCGGAUUUGUGGAUUCAUCACGAUCAAAUGGAGCUGAAAGCACUUGAAAAAUCGUCGCUCAACGGCGAGGCCUCUACCAGCGGCGUCACCAGUAAUACACUACCCAGAUCGAGCAAUCCAGAAUACAAUCAAGAUAACAUACAUGGGAAUUCUAGUUCACUGGAUAAGCGUACUUAUGUGCCAAGUUAUAUGGGUAACACUGAUGAGAAGUGCUCAACCCUGAGCAGGCAGCACAGUCGUGGAAGCCACAAACCUAAAUUAAUUACACUUCCCGUUGACAGUACACCUUUGCAUCAGCCUAUAGCUACGGCUACGCCGAUUGUGAAUAGCAGCAUGUCGCAGCCGACGAUCCACACCUCGUGCAGCGAUACGUCGUCGGUGAGACAGAACUAUCCGCGAACGGUCGCGCAAUAUAGCUUAAAUCGCGCGCACGUCACGUUGGAGCCGACCCCGGAGUCCAGUCCGGAUUCUUGCAAUAUGCCUAGCUCAUACGAGCCUUUGCCGAGUCAGUUGUCGUAUGGUACGAGCGGGCAGUCGUACAGUGGUAAUACUCAGUACACUCCCGGCCAUUACGGCAACAACACUCAACCGAUGAACAGCACCGUUGGGGUGGAGAGCAAUGCUAGCAAGCGUUUGCAAGGGCAUCCUCUCAAGAGUUUCAGCGUGCCGGCUCCGCCGCCGCAGAGUGCCCCUUCGACACCGGCGCAACAGAAGCACGGUGUGUCACAAGUGACAGUAAGGCCAACAAUAUCUGGCAGUCCGUAUAAAAAACCGCAAGGUUCGUCGUCGCAAUUAGCGAAGAAUCGCUUAGCCUCGGUGUCAAAUCCGACACAUACUUCGGAGGAAGUUGAACGGUUAAAGCCUUCGUACAGCACCGAAGAAUUGAAUCAGGAAAUGGCCAACUUAGAGGGUCUUAUGAAAGAUCUGAAUGCCAUAACAGCAUCGGAAUUUGAAUGCUAAAGUAGGUUCCUAAGCCUUGUGCCAUCUUAACUGAUGGGUAGACUGCAACGCCACGAUGUUAGUACCUGAGAGGUAAAUUAAAUUGUCACAUUUUUGCCAUUUACGCCGAAUUUCUCCCCGAUAAAUAAGUACGAUUACUAUCGGGAUCACGUAUGGAAAACCAAUAUUGUAUAGUUAAUUAGCGUCGAUGAACGGCGCAAUUAAUGCGUGACCCAGAUGCUCGUUUUAAUUGGGACACGGCGAUCAACGGCCAAUCGCCAAAUCCGUUUCCUCUCUCCGGUACUACCGUUGCUCGUCUUGGAUGUAAAACUCAAUAAUAUACUUGCCAAUGUGUAAUCCGACAGCGUCGCGUUCGCGCGGCGUAUUUUUGAUAACGCGAGCAGGCAAGUGUGUCGCGACUGGCCGCUCGAGGGGACUCGACGGGCCCGCUUUCGUGUUAUUCGACGUUACAAUAUAAUCGCGUGUAAAUGUGCUGGACGCGUGUACCGAUCGGGACGUAAAUUAUCCAACACGACUUUUCGGCGUGUUUGUCUACGAUGUGUGAAAGUCAAUGUACAAUAAUGUAGUCAGGUCGCGCGAACGAGAAAACGUCGCGAUUGUCUUUCUUCGUCAUAUUUUUUUUUCGUCAUUUACACAAAGAUCCCAGGGUGGUUUAACCGGACGACGCCCCUAUUGUAUGUGCUUUUAUGCGCGUCGACCCCUAAGCAGUCUUGCCUAAAGGGAGAAGAAGAAAAUCGCCUUGCUGUCCCAGCGAAAGAGCUCGUGCGUCGCUAUACCGUAUUCGCAUAAUUAUAUCCUUCGUCGACUCGCUAAUGCCAUAUUUACGCUUGAAAAGACGGGGCACGCGUGAGCCGUUCGGUCAAGUAAUUUACGGUCCAAGAUGAUAUAGGCAGGAGAAUAGAGUAUUCAUUCUAUUUUUGUAUCUAUUAUGAUCGGUUCGCGACGAGCUUUAUCGCGCACGUCUUACAUUCGGGGGGGGGCUUCUCGCAAAGCUUGUUCGCAUAUUUCAAUUUGUUCGGAAACCAGGUGAGCUUUUACAUCCCGCGAGACCGAUUUGACCGAGUUUUAGCUCGCACAAUGUAGGCGCGGCACUCGGUUUCGCGCUCUGCUGGACCGUGAGAUUUCUGUGAUUUCCUUCCGGACGGCCUUCGUGAGAUGUGCUUAGGUCACCCUGCGCGUGUGCUACUCGACGUCCCGAGGCAGCUCGUAUUCAAUGACGAUUUCGUGCGCGUAUCCUCUGUUGAAGCAAUCACCUAAUGUAUACAUUACGAUCUCAAUGGAAAAUAUUACUUUUUAGAGUUAAUCGUUUACAGGCGAAUAAUUGUGGGUAUUAUACGAUAGGCUGUUUAGCGUAACAAGGCCGACGGUCGACUCUUAAAAAUCGCGGUCGCGGAAAAAUUACCGGCGGUUCCGCGGGAUUUAGCGGCCGAUCCGUCUCUCGCUCUGUGCUUCAGAAUUCGUACGUUUUGUCGCGAGCGAUUAAACGAAAUUGCGUUAUUCGACGAACACGGUCCGUUUGGGCGAAGUAAGUUUUAUUCCUCCCCCUCCCUCCCUUCCCGCGUGUCGCCCUUACGAGUUGAAGUAUUAUCGAUGAAAGAAAGGAAAAAAAUGUUGUAUACAAAUAUUUUUAGUGGGAUAUAUAUGCAUACCUAGUAUGUGGAUUUUUGUAUUUUACCUACUCGGAUACGCGAUCGGGAACGGCUUAGGAGAAAUUUUAUAAACUUAUAAACGCAAUGCUCAAGUCCGGCGUUGAGAAUCGUCGAGGUAAUAUGUAACGUAUAUGGUCCAUAUUUCUAUCCAGAUACACAUUUUAUAUAAGCCAUUUUACUGCCAAUUGAUUAAUGCAUAUCUAUUAAGGUACAUACGUGUGUACGUUUCCUUCCAAUCGCUAGAGACACUUCGAAACAUUAAACGGGACGCGCUCCCGAAUUCCAAUUCGGAUCCAAAUGGGAUACAACGAUUGUCGUUGCCGCCGCGAACUAAUAAUAUGUGCUUGUAGAAUUUCGAAUCGUACUCGACCACUUUUGUAUUUUCAUAGCGUUCGAGGUGUUGUACAAAGAUCUUGUAUAUUAAGGACGUUGUACGGCGGCGCGAGCUGAGAAUCCUAGUAGCACAGUGCGUUGGCUGAACAUUGGUCCAAUAAAAUCAAAUAUUGCCCAUAAAAUCAAAUAUUGCAAUGUUUAACCAAUGUUUGGUCAACGCACUGUGCUACUAGGGAAGGACUCGAGUGAUGUACAUCAAGCUCCCUCGUCUUCUCUUCCUUCGAAAGGAAAUAAGAGAGAAAUUAAGCACCGAAAUUUGCAUUAAAUUAAGAGAAGUGCGCGCAAUUCUCGGUGCUACAAUUAUAUACCGGCUCUUUAAAAAAAAUAUAUAUAUCACUCGAUUCCCAAGCAAUUCGCGUCACACGAAUCCCGAUGUAGCACGAUUUCCGGAUGCACCGCGAUAGUAAGGGGUGAUAAUCUCUUAGCAUGUUAGGCGCUGCCAAUUUUUGCGACGGGCUCCUCGCGGAUUCGGAGCUUCCCCAGCGCGACAGGGAGAACCAAUUUUCGCAUCGUGAUGCGGAGUUUUGCGUAUUAUUUGCGACCGUGCGUGCGCAAACGCGGCGAACGAGCGAGAGUCUCUCCGCGGUCGACGGGAACGGGAUUACCAGCGUACGAUCCUACCGGGCUCCGUUCGCCAAGCGCUACAUUUUAAUUUUUUUUUAAGUAUACAAGUUAACUUGUAAAAGAGAAUGCGUUAUUGAGUGAACGCGCGAUACGUUUUUCUCGGAGAGACGCCGAACGUUUUGCACUUCGUUCUUGGUACUUUUUUUUCUUGUUUUUUUGACGAUGUCGAGCUUUGCGCAAGCUUUUGCAAUCGCGAGAGGAGCAUGCGAGCUAUACCGAUAAAGAGAACAGCUUGUACAUUAAGUAUAUAUAAUAUAUAUAUAUAUAUAAAAGUUGUAUCUAUAUUGCGCUGUUGAGAGGAAAACAAAAAGCGUCAAAGCGUACUUUUUAAUUGAAAGACAAGCCUACACGGAGGGCCUGCGAGAAUAUUUUACCACAAAAGUAUAAUUAGCGUAUAGUUACGUAGAUAGCGUACAUAUUUAUCUUUAUAAGAUUAAUAUUAUUUAUUGAUUCUUUUUUUACAUGUUCGCGCGCGCGCCAAUAUUUCCGGAUACAGACGAAUUACGCGAGACAUUAGAGGCUGGCUUUUGCAUUCGACCGUCGCGUCGCGAUGAAAUACACCUCCGAUUCUCAUUACUCAUCAACGAAUCGAUCAUCCGCAUCUGCAUUUAUAAAUUAGUUAGGUAAAUCAAUUAUCUAGAUUAGCGUUCAAACGUAAAUUCGACGGUAUAAUCGCGUUGAGGAAACGACCGGCUUAUCGAUGUACAUAAAUAUAAAAGAAACAACACCGCCACUUUAUAUAAGAGAUGAUCAAGUAUUUAUAUAUAUUAUAUAUAUAUAUUACAAUUGAAUAUAAUUCUUAUAUUUGUACGAUAUACGAUAUAAGAAAGCCCGCCCCGCGAGACGAAACAUUCAUAACAAGUGUGUGAUAAUAUUUGUAAAACUUGAUAUUCAAUAAACAAUUUUAUGUUCUUUACAAAA